GCGGGGAGCUCGGCCGUGAGCCGCCGAGCGGCGCUCGCUAUAACCGCCGUGACGUCGGCGUGACGCGAGCGCGUAGCGUGCGAGUGACGUGGUCCCGGGCAGGCGGGCGGGGCCGGUUUGAACGCGGAGGAGACGGGCGCGAGCGGGGGCAGAAAAUGGCAGUUAAUGUGUAUUCUACUUCAGUGACUAGCGAUAACUUGAGUCGACAUGACAUGCUUGCGUGGAUCAAUGAGUCUCUGCAGCUGACGCUGACAAAGAUUGAACAGCUAUGUUCAGGUGCUGCCUACUGUCAGUUCAUGGACAUGCUCUUCCCCGGUUCUGUAGCACUCAAGAAAGUGAAGUUUCAAGCAAAAUUGGAGCAUGAGUAUAUUCAAAACUUCAAGAUUCUACAAGCAGGUUUUAAACGAAUGGGUGUUGACAAAAUAAUUCCUGUGGACAAACUAGUGAAAGGAAAAUUUCAGGACAACUUUGAAUUUGUUCAGUGGUUCAAAAAAUUUUUUGAUGCAAACUAUGAUGGGAAGGAGUAUGAUCCCGUUGCUGCUCGACAAGGCCAAGAGACAGUAGCACCAAACCUCGUUGCUCCAGUUGUGAACAAACCCAAGAAAGCUCUCAGUUCUAGCAGUGCAGCCCCACAGAGGCCCAUUGUUACACAGAGAACUGCAGCAACUCCAAAAGGUGGUACUGGAAUGGUCAAAAAGGCUCCAGGAGAUGACGAAUCGGCAGGAUUGAUUGAGCAGAUCAAUGUAUUGAAACUCACUGUUGAAGAUUUGGAGAAGGAGAGAGACUUCUACUUUGGCAAACUGAGAAACAUUGAAUUGAUCUGCCAGGAGAAUGAAGGGGAGAAUGAUCCAGUGUUGCAGCGGAUUGUGGAAAUUCUUUAUGCCACAGAUGAAGGCUUUGUGAUACCUGACGAAGGAGCACCGCAGGAGGAACAAGAAGAGUAUUAACAGACCACAUACUGUACCAGCAGAGCAGCAACAUCAGAAUUCUUUGCCCCAGAUCAUGUGCUUAACUGUAAAAUACUCCACUUUAUUCUUAGAGGACUCACUGGUUUCUUUUCAUAAGCAAAAAGUACCUCUUCUUAAAGUGCACUUUGCAGAAGUUUCACUCUUUUUACAGUGGGUUUGAGUUAGGAGCUCUUUCUCACUUUGUAGCGGAGCAGUAUUCACAUCUAGUUGGUAUAUUUAGGGAGCAAGAGGCUGAAUAUUUGGAACUUGUUGCAGAAUGGUUUGCUGGUAAAACACUGGUUUGUGGAAAGACUCUUUUCUUGUAUCUAAGAUGGUGUGUAGUGGAGAAAUUAAAGACUCUGACUCACAGAAAGAUUGAGUUAAUGUGAAAUUGCAGCAGAGAAAUUAUAAUUAAAUGCCUUAAGAGUAUUUAAAAUAUGCUUCCAUAUGCCAAAUUGAAGUAAUGUGACAGGAGAUUUUAUGUGCUUCAUACCGGGGUAGACACUUGUUUGACUCCAUACACUGCUGUUUGAGAGGCCUUGCAUGGCAGCCGCCUUUGUCAGCAAGUGCUCAAAAGGGGCUAUUAAAUCAAAACUCCAUUCCUAUGUAAAGCUGCUUACUAAGUGAUUAGUUCUCGAUGAAAUAGGCCUUACUGUUGCCUGUCACAAGAUUAGAGGGAGUAUGAACAGCUGAGACACAUAAAUUACCUUGAAGAGCGCUAAAGCCUUUUUCUGUGGCAUUGUGGCUAAUGACUUUGCCAAAAUGUACUGUGUUUUCUGUAAAACAAAAAACAAACAAAAGGGCAUCUACUAUUAUUGCCUAAAAGUAAUUUUUUUCCUGGCUCUUGUUUCUCCUUGUCCUGUUUCUGUUUGUUUUUGUUGGUAUACCUUCUGGUAUCUCACUGGUUCUUUUCCCCAUUCCAAGGAGUGCUGGUCAAAUCAAAUGGUUGUAACAGAGUUUGCACUGUGCAACUAUCUUAAAAUGAAAGUGAAUCGAGCACAUGAGGAUAAACUUUCUGUGUGUUUUUUUUUUUUUUUUUUUUUUUUUUUUUUUUUUUUUUUUUAAAACCAGGGUGUAUCUAAUAAUACUUGCCAGUUCAGUAAUCUUCUGGGGUCAAAACUAAAAAGGUGCUGGCUAACAGAGCUAAUGUUAUUGCAGAAAAUACAGUACUGAGACUAACUUAAAUAUUAAUAUUUAAAGUACUUUCUUUAACUGUCUUUUUUUUCUUGCUAUCAUGCCCCUCAUUACUUUUGUGUUUGGCAAGAUCCUGCAAGACUUCUGAUCCCCCUUCACUACUGAGAUUGAUCAGUCCUGUUGUGCUUGUAUUCAUUUGUUUCUGGUGGUAGCUUGUCCUAAAAUGUGUGUAGGAGAGCAUUUUAUGGUAAUUGUUGUGUAGUGCAUGAAUCUUUGUGAAAUUCAGAGAAAAACCCAAAUUCAGUGAAUGCCAAAAAAUGCAAGUAUCUAGCCAUUGUUUAAAAUUGCAGUGGUGCUAUUUCUCUUGUGGCCUUUUAGACUUUUGUUGCCCUGAAACUCCAUUUUACUGAGAAACCAUAUUUGACUUGGAUUUUUCUUGACAGGGUUUUUCUAUUUUAAGCGGUUUCUAAAUAAAGUUCUGUAUUUCAAGAGUG
Dromaius novaehollandiae (emu) is the source of this 2575-nucleotide messenger RNA. It is a transcript of the gene MAPRE1, whose product is annotated as microtubule associated protein RP/EB family member 1. Lineage: Eukaryota; Metazoa; Chordata; Aves; Casuariiformes; Dromaiidae. The record is from RefSeq and is a predicted model, not a curated record. The transcript is spliced from 7 exons. Gene Ontology annotation, molecular function: microtubule plus-end binding. Gene Ontology annotation, biological process: spindle assembly; protein localization to microtubule; regulation of microtubule polymerization or depolymerization. Bases 156 to 947 code for a protein of 263 amino acids. Gene Ontology annotation, cellular component: microtubule organizing center; cytoplasmic microtubule; spindle midzone.